This is a messenger RNA of Halichondria panicea, 6246 nucleotides long. RefSeq names its product class II receptor tyrosine kinase-like. The transcript is spliced from 4 exons. Bases 3108 to 6218 code for a protein of 1036 amino acids. NCBI's taxonomy places the organism in Eukaryota, Metazoa, Porifera, Demospongiae, Suberitida, Halichondriidae. Gene Ontology annotation, molecular function: protein tyrosine kinase collagen receptor activity; collagen binding; ATP binding. The record is from RefSeq and is a predicted model, not a curated record. Gene Ontology annotation, biological process: protein phosphorylation; positive regulation of kinase activity; positive regulation of phosphatidylinositol 3-kinase/protein kinase B signal transduction. Gene Ontology annotation, cellular component: signaling receptor complex; plasma membrane.
GGAUUUUACUGCUAUAGAACUCAGUUUCUUGAACAGUCCUGCUAGUGGAAUAAGUUUGCCAGAACCUAGACUAUCUGUAGUUGAAUAGAAACGUGGCCUUAGUGUUCGAAAUGAUUUAAAACCUGGAUAUUUGAUAAUCAAGAUCUGGCUCAGACAGACAGUCAAAUCAGAACUAUUAGCAUUCAGCCACUCACACCACUUAGUGCUGUGAACCUCAGAAUUAUGUUCCAAUUCACAGCGUUUCGUGAUUUUGAUUGGGUCUUUCUGAGUGAAAUACGAUUUUGCACACAGCCUAAACCUCCUUUUCAACUUAAGGUUAUAACAUCAUCAUCAAUUAUUGUUCAGCCAAGUGCAGAUGACCUGAGAAGAGGAUCAACAGAGUUAGUGUGCACUGUUUCCAGUGAAGGAUCGUACACAUGGCAGUGGGAGCGAGGCAACGCUAUCAUAAUAGAAAAUAAAGGCGACUACACGAUCACCAUUGGAGACGGAAGCAGAACAACUAAGUUGACGAUUAACAAUCUGGACUUUAGUGAUGCUGAUAAUUAUGAAUGCAUAACAACAACACACGAUGUGGAUUUAAUGAACUCAACAGUGUAUUUAGUGGAGUUCUCAGGUACCUAAAUAUAGCUGUGUUAUACUGUUUAAUUCUUCCAUACUAUAUAGAGCAUGUCAUUACUACACCUGAUGUCAGUGAAUAUCUACAGACUGGAGAGGUUACCCUGACCUGUGAGCUCCAUGGUUACCAGUUAUCACUCUCUUCUCCUGUGUGGCUAAGCACAAAUGGCAGUGAAACAAAUGACUCUACCAAAUACACUGUGUCUGUGUUGUGUGAAGGAAACAACACCAUAAUUCUACAAAAUGGCACUGUCGUUCCUAGUAUUAUUCUGAGCAUCACAAUUCACAACCUUUCAUUAGCUGAUGGAGGGAACUACACGUGUCAUGGUGUCAGAGGAGAGAGUGUCACUCAACUCAUAAUAUUAGAAGGGACCUUGUUUCCAAGUACGAGUACCUUGUUAUCCCAAACAUGCAUUCCUACAACUGGUUGCAUGAGAAAACAGUGACUGAGUUUAUGUAUUGAUAUGAUUGUGCAUAGUAUUGUUGUUUCGUUCCUAUAAUGAAAUGCAUCAGCCAUUUAUCAUUCUACAUUCCUUAUACAGCCAUAACACUACUCCAUUGUCUGUCAACAAUACUACCACUCCAUUUCCGGUGGAUAUUACUAGUACCGUCACCAUAGCAGCUGCAGUAAUCAUCCUUAUUAUAAUACUCACAGCAGUGGGGGUUAUCGCAACAACUUUGUUGCUUGUUAAAAUGUAUCGCAGCAAGACUCUAACCAGCUCAAUAAAAAAAGAGAACAAUUACAUAGAAAUUGAGCUCAAGUCUGAUUUGACAGAUUUUUCUUCAGGGAAUCACAAUUGGCACCCUAUGGUACAAAACAAUUUGAUUCCUCCAAUACCUCCCCAUUAUUUUGACGAGACCGAUUUUCAGCAGUUAGGAUUCGAGCAUGAAGAGUUAGACUAUGAAGAUGGAGAGUUGUACAGACAGUCAAGAAGAAGAUCAACUGAGCCAACAUUGACGAAAUUAAUCGCAGUGGAUUUUGAGGAUGCACUUGUUUCCAAUCCAAUAUAUAAUACUACAUCUAGAGAUUUCAUGGAGGAAAUCCACUGUAUGAUGAUCGAGAAACCUGUGGGGCAGAGGGCAUACUCAGUGGAGAAAAAUCAUUGCUUGAACCAGAUCCGUUAUACAUGUCUGCAUAAAAUCUCGCCAGCUUUAUGGAGAAGAAUCCAUUGUACGAUAGGCGGAGCUGCAGUACCGACAGCAAACUCAGUGGAGAAGAACCCAUUUACAAUGAGGCUCUUAAUCCAGCUAUGUUGUCAUGCAAAGGAGAUCAAUUUUAUCAUGAAGAACUAAAUCCAAUGAACUUCAAACAAAAUCAGCAAGAUGGUAAUGAUGCUGAUUUGUUUCCAUUUAAACUAGUGUAUGACAUACCUUCGCUGGUGGUGGCAUCCGCAAAGCUCUUACUAAUUGAAACUGAAAACAUUUGUAAAGAGAGGGUUCUCGGAAUCGAGCAAUUUGGAGACGUUGUGUUAGCGGAAACUAUGGGUUUGAGUGAGAAAGACCUGAAGCUUGGUAGCAGCACUGACAAGAAUGCACGGAUCCUAGUGGCAGUGAAGAAGCUGAAAGAUCAGGCCGACAACUCCAUGAAGGAAUCGUUUGAGAAAGAGAUAAAGUUCAUGUCCGGGCUCUCCGAUGAGAACAUUGUUCGUUUGUUGGCUGUGUGUGAUAAGGAGCCAAAGUUCAUUGUGAUCGAGUACAUGGGAAACGGAGAUCUUUAUCAGUUCUUAAAUCAACACCAGCUGGACACUUUAGCUGAAUUGCUGGAAAAAAGGAUUAACAGUUUCGAAUCUCCUGUACAUUAGUGUUCAGAUAACCAGUGGAAUGUGAUAUCUUGCUUCUCUUAAAUACGUGCACAGAGAUUUGGCAUCUAGAAACUGCCUUGUGGGCAAGAAUUUGACAGUGAAAAUUUUUGAUUUUGGCAUGAGUCGUAAUCUGUGCGAGUCAGUUUACUAUCGAUUGCGAGGACGAGCCGUACUUCCUAUUCGUUGGAUGGCUAUGGAAAGUUUCUAUGGGAGAUUAUCUGAGAAGACAGACGUCUGGUCAUUUGGUAUCACACUGUGGGAGAUAUUCACUCUGGGAAGAUUCCUCCCUUACGAGGAACUGGACGAUCAGCAAGUUAUUGAUGAAGCAAUUUACAACGUAAACUACUACUAAAGCCUGAAGCAUGCCCUGAGGAUGUCUACCAACGUGUGAUGCUGAGAUGCUGGGAGUACAAACUGAAAGAGAGAGCUGUUUCACAGAGCUCCACAAAGUUCUAGAAGAAAUUCACAAGCACUCAGAAAUAAUAUUAUAAUGCAACAGUAGAAAAUGAUUUUCUUACUGGUAAUGAUCAUUAAUGAAAAAAGACUUAGAUUAACUCCUGAGUUACUAGCUAUUGUAGUUUCAUAAUAACAACUCUGGUCAAAUGUUAUUGCUUCAAGAAUACUGCCAGUUUCUACAUAGUCCGAGAUGAUCUCUUGUCUGCAGAAUUAGCUACCUCUACACAUGCAAUCAUGAUUGACAUGAUUUCACUGCAUCUAUUUCUAACUGCUCUGCUCAUCAGUGGCUAUUGUGAUGCUCUCACUUGUAAUCAAACAGCCCUUCCUACACUGUAUCGCGGUCUGUGGUUAGAUGGUGGUCCAAUUACAUACAACGAUGUUCCGAUCACCUAUCCAUCAAAUUGUACACUGCCAAAUAUUCUUGCUAGAUAUAUUGCCUGUGAUUACGGUGUUGUACUGGGUGACAGAGCAAUCAUUCCAUCUCCUCCUGAUCUCAAUAGUGCAAGUUAUUUCACCUACUUCAUUACUUGGAACAGAGACUCAUUGAAUAGUUUUAUUGACUUUGACCUCACUACAGCAACGGCUGGGAUUACUGCUGUAGAACUCAGUUUCUUGAACAGUCCUGCCAACAGAAUCAGUUUGCCAGAACCUAGACUAUCUGUUAUUGAAUAUAAUCCAGGCUUUAGAGAUCAAACAGAAACAAAUAUCACAACCUGGAUACUUGACAAUCAAGAUCUGACUCAGGCAGACCACCAAAUCAGAACUAUUAGCAUUCGGCCACUCACACCAUUUAGUGCUGCGAACCUCAGAAUUAGGUUCCAAUUUACAGCGUUUCGUGAUUUUGAUUGGGUCUUUCUGAGUGAAAUACAAUUUUGCACACAGUUUCAACCUCCUUUUCAACUUCAGGCUCUAAUCUUUCAAACACCAUCAUCAAUUGUUGUUCAGCCAAGUGCAGACGACCUGAGAAAAGGAUCAACAGAGUUAGUGUGCACUGUUUCCAGUGAAGGAUCGUACACAUGGCAGUGGAAUAACACUUUUUUAGAAAAUAAAGGCGACUACAGAAUCACCAUUGGAGACGGAAGCAGAACUACUAAGUUGACGAUUAACAAUCUGGACUUUAGUGAUGCUGCUAAUUAUGAAUGCAUAGCAACAACACACGAUGUGGAUUUAAUGAACUCAACAGUGUAUUUAGUGGAGUUUCCAGAGAGUGUCAUUACUGCACCUGCUGUCAGUGGAUAUCUACAGACUGGAGAGGUUACCCUGACCUGUGAGCUCCAUGGUUACCAGUCAUCACUCUCUCCUCCUGUGUGGCUAAACACAAAUGGCAGUGAAAUAAAUACCACUACCAAAUACACUGUGUCUGUGUGUGAAGGAAACAACACCAUAAUUCUACAGAAUGGCACUGUCUUCCCUAGUAUCAUUUUCAACAUCACAAUUCACAACCUUUCGUCAGCCGAUGAAGGGAACUACACGUGUCGUGGUGUCAGAGAAGAGAGUGUCACUCAACUCACAAUAUUAGAAGGAACUGAUCCAAACAUGUUACCCCAAACAUGCAUCUCUACGUCUAUAGAGGUAAAUAUCACCCCCACUCCACCCCCUGGCAACGAAACUACCACUCGUGUCCCUGUAUUAGACGAAAACAUUGUCAUCAUAGCAGCUGCAGUCGUGACUGUUUUUAUAAUACUGACAGCAGUUGGUAUUCUUGUAACAGCUUUGGUGUUUAUCAAAAUGUAUCGCAGUAAGACUCUAGCCAUUUCGACACACAAUGAGAACAAUUACAUAGAAGUUGAACUCACGCCUAAUUUAACAGAAAACGUAACCGACAUUCAGAACUCCCCUAUGGCACGAGACAGCGUCAUCCCUACAAUACCUUCCCAGGAUUUGGCUGAGACAGAUUUUCAACAAAUGGGAUUAGAUCGUGAAGAGCUAGAGUACGAAAAUGGAGAGUUGUACAGACAGCCGGGAAGAAUGCAACUAAAGAGGAGAUCAACAAAUUCAACUGAGCCUAAAUUGACGAAAGUUAUUACAGUUGAUUUUAAGGAUGCGCUUGAUUCUAAUCCAAUAUAUGAUACUGCAUCUAUUUUAGGUGAUGGUUUUAUGGAGGAAAAUCCACUGUAUGAUGUUCAAGAAACCUGCGGGGCAGAGGGCAUACUCAGUGGAGAAAAAUCUUUGCUUGAACCAAAUCCGAUGCAUGAGUCUGCACAGAGUCUUAUGAAGGAGAAUCCAUUGUAUGGUAGGCGGAGCUGCAGUACAGAUAGCGAACUCAGUGGAGAACCAAUUUACAAUGAGGCUUUUAAUCCAGCUAUGUUGUCAUGCAAAGAAAAUCAUUUUUACUAUGAAGAAAUAAAUCCAAGUAACUUUGAACCAAGUCAGCAAGAUGGCGGUGACACGAAUUUGCUUCCAUUUGAACCAGUGUACGACAUACCUUCGCUGGUGGUGGCAUCCGCAAAGCCCUUGCUAAUUGAAACUGAAAACAUUUGUGAAGAGAGGGUUCUUGGAAUCGGGCAGUUUGGGGAAGUUAUUUUAGCGGAAACUGUGGGUUUGAGUGAGAAAGACCUGAAGCUUGGUAGCAGCACUGACAAGAAUGCACGGAUCCUAGUGGCAGUGAAGAAGCUGAAAGAUCAGGCCGACAAAUCCAUGAAGGAAUCGUUUGAGAAAGAGAUAAAGUUCAUGUCCGGACUCUCCGAUGAGAACAUUGUUCGUUUGUUGGCUGUGUGUGAUAAGGAGCCAAAGUUCAUUGUGAUCGAGUACAUGGGAAACGGAGAUCUUUAUCAGUUCUUAAAACGACACCAGCUGGAUACUGCCGAAUUGCUGGAAAACAGAUUGACAGUUUCGAAUCUCCUGUACAUUAGUGUUCAGAUAGCCAGUGGAAUGCGAUAUCUUGCUUCUCUUAAAUACGUGCACAGAGAUUUGGCCUCUAGAAACUGCCUUGUGGACAACAAUUUGACAGUGAAAAUUUCUGAUUUUGGCAUGAGUCGCAAUCUCUACGAGUCAGUUUACUAUCGAUUGCGAGGACGAGCCGUACUUCCAAUUCGUUGGAUGGCAAUGGAAAGUUUCUAUGGGAGAUUCUCUGAGAAGACAGACGUCUGGUCAUUUGGUAUCACACUGUGGGAGAUAUUCACUCUGGGAAGAUUCCUCCCUUACGAGGAACUGGACGAUCAGCAAGUUGUUGAUGAAGCAAUUAGAAAUAAGCAACGUAAACUACUACCGAAGCCCGAGGCAUGCCCUGAGGAUGUCUACCAACGUGUGAUGCUUAAAUGCUGGGAGUACAAACUGAAAGAUAGAGCUGAUUUCGCAGAGCUCAACAACUGUCUAAAAGAGAUUCACAAACACUUUGAAAUAUAAUACAGACAGCUUUUUUUUUAGAAUAUGA